Dracunculus medinensis (Guinea worm) is the source of this 1266-nucleotide messenger RNA. Lineage: Eukaryota; Metazoa; Nematoda; Chromadorea; Rhabditida; Dracunculidae. The record is from the annotation of a GenBank genome assembly.
AUGACAUGGAGUCGUUACCCUUUAGCAGUAUUUAGCGCUUGCUCUCAGUCGCAUGGGUUUGAUGAGCGACAGGUUAAUGUGCCAGUCUGUGAGGAGAAUGCUAUAAAAAUUGGUCGAUCGGUUGCUCAUUGGAAGCCAGGCAAUGAUAAUGCAAUUUUCGAUUGUAAAGUUUUGUCUCGAAAUCAUGCAGUUUUAUGGUAUGAAGAAGGAUGCUUCUAUUUGAAAGACACUAAAAGUAGUAAUGGAACAUUUGUAAAUAAUGAAAGGCUAUCAAAAAGUGCUGAAGAAAGUUCCCCUCGACAAAUAUUCUCUGGCGAUAUUCUUCAGUUUGGUGUCGAAAUUGUUGAAAAUGCUAAUAAAGUAACUCAUGGUUGUAUAAUUGCAAUAGUUCGUUUAUUUGAUUGUAAUGGUGACGAAGUGCUUGCUCCCGAAACAAGCACAUGUAUGAUUAAUCGUGAAACAGAUUCCCAGUUGCCAGUUGUCAGCGCUCCAUUAGUAAAUUCAUAUCAGUUGUUUCAACUACAACAGUAUAUACGUGAAGCAGUUCACCGUGAAAAAAUAAUUGAACAAAAGCUAUCAACUUUAGAGAAUAUUCUGUUUACCACUGAAAAAGCCACUGAAUCUAGUUGGCAGGCACUGAUAAGCGAGGAUCACCUUUUGUCGAGGAUAGAAAUGCUUGAGGGACAAUUGUCGCUCUAUUCCAAGAAUUUACUCAGCGAUAAAGUUAAAGAGCAAAUGAAUGAAAUGAUAGAAGAUAAAAGUAAAUUUGAAUUGAUGGCAAAAGAAUCAUUACGCCGAGCACAAGAAGAAAAAAAUGAAGCAUUGCAAAGACUUUCGGACGUUGAACAUUGUCUCGUUAACACAGCUGUUGAAUCUAAUUUUUAUCUUCGCGAUUCUCUUUCGCAGACAUAUAUAAAAUUAUCUGAAGCGAAAUACUCGGCAGCUUGCAACAACUACAAUUUGCAGGGUUUAUUGAAUUCGUCAGUUGGAAAGUCAGUUGGAAAUGGCACUGCGGAAAAAAAAAAGGUUGCUGUGGAACAUAUAGUUGUGUCAUCUGAAAAUGGUAAUGUGGAUAAUGUUCAUGAUGAUGGGAAUAACACAUCACUUGGUUUAAUGCAAAAUAUGAGUUCCAUCUGCCGUAUCAUGCAAGAGAAGGAAAUGGUUAUUUCUGGGAAAAAGGAAUGUUUCGAAGAUAAAAAGAUGCAAUUUCCAGAUUAUGAUAUUCAGGUAACUAAUUUUUUGGUACCUAUUGGGUUAAUUGUGUAA